Chrysoperla carnea is the source of this 1158-nucleotide messenger RNA. RefSeq names its product U5 small nuclear ribonucleoprotein 40 kDa protein. The record is from RefSeq and is a predicted model, not a curated record. The coding region runs from base 98 to 1147 and encodes 349 amino acids. The transcript has 3 exons. NCBI's taxonomy places the organism in Eukaryota, Metazoa, Arthropoda, Insecta, Neuroptera, Chrysopidae. Gene Ontology annotation, molecular function: RNA binding; protein binding. Gene Ontology annotation, cellular component: catalytic step 2 spliceosome.
ACAGCAUUAUCGAAAAAAUAUAACCUAAAAAAAGUGAAAUUUUUAAUUUCUUUUACUUGUUUGAUUUAAAAUAAAAAGCAACAUUAAUUUUCAAAAGAUGCCGGUAAAUGAAUAUAAAAGAAAAGCGGAUGAAUAUGCUAUGGUGCAUGUUCAAAAGAAAUCCAGAAAUGAAUUAAUGCUAAGUGGACGCGAUAAACAAUUAAUUUCAAAUGCUACUCCAAGAACUUCAAAUUUAUUUGCACCUAUUAUGUUACUCGAGGGUCACGAGGGAGAUAUUUUUACUGUUGAAUUUCAUCCCGAUGGAAAAUACUUAGCAUCAUCUGGAUUUGAUCGAAAGAUCUUUAUGUGGUCAGUUUAUGGUGAAUGUGAAAAUGUAUCGGUAAUGUCUGGCCAUACCGGUGCUGUUAUGGAAUUACAUUUCUCCCCGGAUGGUUCACAAAUCUACACAUGUAGUACCGAUCAUACAGUAGCAAUUUGGGAUGUUCCUACCGGACAAAGAGUGAAAAAAUUCAAGGGACAUUCUAAUUAUGUAUCAAGUGUGCAAGGUGCAAGACGAGGACCACAAAUAAUUGUAUCAGGUGGUGACGAUUCAACAAUUCGUCUUUGGGAUUCACGUAAACGACAUUGUACAUCAACCUUAAACACAACAUAUCAAGUUACAUCGGUUACAUUUAACGAUACAGCUGAACAGAUAAUUUCAGGGGGCAUCGAUAACGAUAUCAAAGUUUGGGAUUUACGUAAAAAUGAAAUAUUAUAUCGAUUAAAAGGGCAUACAGAUACAAUUACAGGUAUCUCACUAAGUCCUGAUGGAUCGUACCUUUUAUCAAAUGCCCUCGAUAAUACGUUAAGAAUAUGGGAUAUUAGACCGUAUGCACCACAAGAACGAUGCGUUAAAGUAUUUGCGGGACAUCAACAUAAUUUUGAGAAGAAUUUAUUAAGAUGUGCAUGGUCACCAGAUGGGUCAAAAGUGAGCGCUGGCUCAGCAGAUCGUUUCAUGUAUAUUUGGGAUACAACGUCACGACGUAUUUUAUAUAAAUUACCAGGACAUAAUGGUAGCGUGAAUGAUGUCGAUUUUCAUAGAAAUGAACCAAUAAUUGUGUCAUGCUCGAGCGAUAAACAAAUUUAUAUGGGGGAAAUUGAAUUUUAAACUUAAUUGUA